Molecule: messenger RNA, 2073 nt
Organism: Elgaria multicarinata webbii
Lineage: Eukaryota; Metazoa; Chordata; Lepidosauria; Squamata; Anguidae
Gene: PDCD6
Product: programmed cell death 6
Exons: 6
Coding region: 183-710 (175 amino acids)
Molecular function (GO): calcium ion binding
Source: RefSeq, a predicted model, not a curated record
AGCUGGGUGCGCCGGGGUUUGCGUGAGGGGCAGCGGAGGAAGAGGCCGUGCCUUGCCUUGCCGUGCCUUGCCUCCCGCAGCGACUCCAACGGAAACCCGGAACUUGGGCCUUCCUCAGACAGCGAGCGGAGGUGCGGCUGGUUUCCCUCUCGCUCUUCACGCCGAGGAGGUCGGUGUGGGCGAUGGCGGCGAUGGGAAUGCCCGACGCGAACUUCUUGUGGGGAGUCUUUCAAAGGGUGGAUAAAGACCGCAGCGGGGUGAUCUCGGACACCGAGCUCCAGCACGCGCUCUCCAACGGAACAUGGACGCCAUUUAAUCCAGCGACAGUUAGAUCUAUUUUAUCUAUGUUUGAUAGAGAUAACAAAGGUGGAGUGAACUUCAAUGAAUUUACAGGGGUUUGGAAAUACAUCUCUGACUGGCAGAAUGUCUUUCGCACGUAUGACAGAGAUAAUUCUGGAAUGAUUGACAAACAGGAACUAAAGCAAGCACUAACAGGUUUUGGUUAUCGACUGUCUGAACAAUUCUACGACCUCCUUAUUCAGAAGUUUGACAGACAAAGAAGAGGACAAGUGGCUUUUGAUGACUUUAUUCAAUGCUGUGUUGUCCUUCAGAAAUGGACAGAUGUCUUUAGACGCUAUGAUACUGAUCAGGAUGGCUGGAUACAAGUGUCUUAUGAACAGUACCUUUCCAUGGUCUUCAGUAUUGUAUGACAGUAAACAGUCUCACUGUGACACGGACUAGAGUUGCCAACAUAUUAGAAGAGGUUUAGAAGUAUCUUACCUUUUUUAAAGAUUCUGCUAACUAUGGCCAUAGCACCUGCUACUACAAAAUUCAACACUGCAUCAUGUAUAUUAGGUUGCUGGAAAUAUGUGAAAUUUAAAUGCCAAAUAGAAAUAGUGCUCAUUCAAAUUUACAAACACAAUUGCAUGUGCCUUACUUCUCCCUUUUUUAAUGAGAAUAUAAAAAAACAGUUGCAAUUAUGUCCUGCAUCUUCAUAGCAAGAAUGACUUUAAAUGCCUAGGAGUCUUUUGCUGUACUGUUGUGAAUUGUUACCUGCUUGGGGAGGUUGCAUCUGCUUGUUUGUCAGGCAUGAUUUUUUUAAUCUUAAUGUUCUUCCUGUUAGGGCUACUUCAUACAUUACACUUUUGUACACAAAAAAAAUAUGAAAAGGGUUCCACAAUUCUGCUUGUUCAGUGGCCCUCUAGUAUGAUAAAUACCCUAGCUGUCCACUCUAACUAGGAGCUUUGGAUCCAUCUCUAUAACUAUAGACGUGCAGUACAAUUGGGGUAAAGAUUAUUCCUCUUUACUCACAUCCAAGCUACAGAGACAAAGAGAAACCUGGGGUUUGUUGUUUUGCCCCAGGGCUGGUAGAGCACUUCAAAUGCCUUGGCAAUUUGGGGCCAAAACAAUCACAAAAUUGUCUUUGACCUUCCAUAGCAGCCAUCACAAAUGUGAGCAGUGACUCGCCUUAACCUUAUACUGUGGUAAGGUCGAUAUCAGUGACUACAAAUUUAGUUUGCUCUACCCUCAAGAGCCCCUGCCUGAGGUUUCUGUAUAUCAUACAGCUCCUUAUACCUGGAACUGGAUUUGACUGUAAGCCUUAAUGCAGUGCAGAUGGUAAUCAACUUUGCUGUUUUGUAAUACGUAAACGGAUCUAUUUAGAAAGUACCUAUUAUGCAUAUCUUCUGUAUUUACUUUCUCAGUGGAUCUCAAAAUGGAGAAACAGAGUAAGACAAAUUCAACUAGCAUAUGAACUGGCAGUACUUGGUAUGGGGCUUGAUUUACAUGAAAACUAGAUAUCUGUCCGAACCACCUCAUUUGAAAUAUAAUCUCAGUUCUGAUUAAAUCUUGUAUUUACUAAAUGUCAUUAAAGUCUUCCAUUCUAGUAGUUAUAUAGAAGAAAUGCUGUUUAUUACCCCUGCUAUGGUUACAUUUUAUCCCCCAAAAAAUUUUACAGAUGAAAAACUUUAUUCCAAACUCAUGGUUGAAGUAGGUAAUAAAAGUGAUGUUUUUCAAAGCUGGAGGCUGCCAUAUAAAUAUCCUGGAAUACAAUUAAAAAAAUUGUUACAGAGA